UUCCCCAUCUCACCGUGUGUGUGUUGUGUGUUUCUCCCCGCAGGACCCACAUCUGAGGAAUCUGGAGAGCCGGUUCGCCCUGCAGCAGAAGAUCGUGGAAGCGGCCAUCAAGCUGUCCAACGAGGGCGAGCUCGGGAAGACGGUGAAGAAAAAGAGAAGAAGCAACUGCCUGGACGCCAUGAGGAAGCUGGAGGAGAUCGAGAAGGAGAUCAACGCCUACCGGGUCAGGAAGGGGAGGAAGCCCACCCAGAGGGCCUCACUGAUCAUAGCAGACGACGUGAACCCCUCAGACCUCAGCUCUCUAUCGGACAGCCUCACUCUGGAUGAUGAUGAUGAGCUCAGUUCCCAGAGGCAGCGCUCCAGAUCGGUUCAGUAUUCCCCGAGACCGCACCACGCAGACACGCUGGACAUCCACUACAACAACGACAGAAGGCUCUCGGACCAGCAGCCGGACAGCAGGUACACAGAUACCUCUGACACCC
This is a messenger RNA of Notothenia coriiceps (black rockcod), 482 nucleotides long. RefSeq names its product FERM domain-containing protein 4B-like. NCBI's taxonomy places the organism in Eukaryota, Metazoa, Chordata, Actinopteri, Perciformes, Nototheniidae. The record is from RefSeq and is a predicted model, not a curated record. Gene Ontology annotation, cellular component: bicellular tight junction; adherens junction. The transcript is spliced from 3 exons. The annotation marks the transcript as partial. Gene Ontology annotation, biological process: establishment of epithelial cell polarity.